Molecule: messenger RNA, 2460 nt
Organism: Westerdykella ornata
Lineage: Eukaryota; Fungi; Ascomycota; Dothideomycetes; Pleosporales; Sporormiaceae
Product: cysteine proteinase
Exons: 2
Coding region: 189-2402 (737 amino acids)
Biological process (GO): protein deubiquitination
Cellular component (GO): nucleus; cytosol
Molecular function (GO): cysteine-type endopeptidase activity; cysteine-type deubiquitinase activity
Source: RefSeq, a predicted model, not a curated record
CUGAUGCCGUAAAGAUCAAGACGCUCGUCCAACGCCUUCGCGCAGCCGGCAUCACGUCGCUUCGGGAGCCUCAGGCUUACUACGCCUUAUCCUUACAUCCAAAUGAUAUUGAGGAAGCAUACGAUGCGCUACUGCUGGCGAACGAUGCUUUCGAAGGGGUCAUCACAGAGUACGACCCCAACGUCACCAUGCUUGGCGCAGUGAACAGGUGCUCUGUCACAUGCUAUCUGGACGCCCUGCUGUUCGCCAUGUUCGCGAGAAUGGAUAGCUUCGAGGCCAUGCUUUUUGAUAACUUUAGCGACGAGCCCCGGAAGAAGCUCGCAGCCAUUCUCCGGCUGUGGGUCAAUCUUCUGAGGAGUGGCAGGCUCAUCGAUGUCGAGUUAACGAAGCACCUGCAAGAAGCACUCGCUAAGUGCGGCUGGGAAGAGGCUGCUGAAGUCCGUCAACAAGAUGCUUCUGAAGCCUUCACCUUCAUCACCGGAGUGCUCGACUUGCCCCUCUUGACCCUCAAGAUGGACAUCUACCACACUGGGAGGGAAGACAAGGAGGAUGAUCAUAAGUUUGUCAACGAGCGGUUAUUGGAAGUCGCCAUUCCCGAACAAGAAGAUGACAAGAUGAUCACACUGGAACAAUGUCUCGAGGCCUACUUCAACAAUCGCAUCGAAGUCAAGCGCUACCUGGAACGGCAAAACACAGUCGGCAGCCCCGGCUCUCUCGACAGAUACCCUGAUAAAGGCUCCGUCCUCCACAUAGAAACCAUCGAACUCUCCAGCCCCAGCUCCCCCGUUGUCUCCACACCUGUCUCGCUCCAUCCCACAAGCGCAGCAUCAGCCCCCUCCCCAGCCCGCCCGUUCCUGAGCCGCCGUCGCGCAGAUAGUAUCUUCACCCAGCGGUACCGCACCGACACGGUCCGGACCACCAGUGACCGGGAAGCCUUUGACGAGAAGCAACAUCUACAUGACAUGUGGGACGCCGGCUCUGGCGGCCGCCCCCGCGCCGCAUCCCUUAGGAAGGAAGUCCUCAUGCCGGCAUGGCAGUUCUUCUCCCUGAUUCCCUGGUACACCGACAAGGUCCCGCAGUCGGACGCACAGGUUGCCGCACAUUUCUCCUCCCAGAGGCCUGUUCUGGGUAUCUGUCUGAAACGCUAUUUGAUGCUUCCGGACGGGCAACCGAGACGUCUAGGCACCUACAUUGACAUUCCGCUGGAGAUUGGUCUCCCGCACUUCGUCUCCGAUGACCGCAUGGACGAUUCCGGACCCCUUUUCGGGAAUUUCAAACUCGUACUGCAGAGCGCUCUAUGCCAUCGAGGUGAUCGCGUGGAUAGCGGCCACUAUGUCAGUCUUGUGAGGGCGAAUAGGGCGCCUCACUCGCAUGGCACGAGGCCGCGGAGUUCGGCGUGCGGAGAACACCAAGAGCAACGGCAACAGCAACAGCAGCAAUCCGAGGAGGUGGAGAAUCCGGAUCAGUGGCUCCUUUUUGACGACUUGGCGCCCACACGUGUGAGGCCGGUGGAUAUAGCGAAAGCUCUCAAGGAGGAGUCGCCGUAUCUCCUCUUCUUCCAGGUCCAGCCCAUUGAUGAGGAAUUGGCGUCCAGAGGGGAUCCACCAAGAUAUGAAGAUCUGGACGCGGAGGGCAGCGACGGUCAAACUCGGCAUGACGACAAAGAAGGUCAAGAGCAGGUGGAGAUUUCGGGCAAUGCGGCUGCGGCGCUGGACAUGGUCACAUCAGAAGUUGACCUUGCAAGCGGAGGAAUGGAAGGUAUGGCAACUGGACCGUCGUCAGCGACCCUUCCGCUCGCGCCUUCUGACAGCGUGGCAGCUGCUGGGAGCAGCAUGUCCUCCACGCGCGAAACCACGGAGCCGGACAUGCGGAGUAAUAUUACCAUCGAGCUCGACGCUAUACCCUUGGAUUCCGAAUUCGCCGAGAAACCGACAACGGGUGCGGGCACAGGCCGUACAACCGUCGAAGUGACACCCAUUGAAGAGAAGAGUGGAUGGCUAGGCACCAGGGGCAGGAGGGCAUCGAAAGCGAAUGUCGAUGAGAGCACCACGGGCAAGAGUAGGCCUCCGAGCCAGAGUGGGGAGGGCAGGCUGAGCUUGACCUUGAGUCGGUUGAAGGCGAUUGGGAGUAAGGAUAAGUUGGCCGUGAUGGAUGCUGCUACGGGCAAUCAUAACAGUAACACCACGACGCCGGCGGUGACGGAUGAUGAAAAUGUAACGACGGAGAAUGAAGAUGUGGUGGGUGGGGAGAGGACUAAGAGUCGAAGUAAGGGAAAAGAGAAGAGAACUGGGAGACUUAGGGGCAAGAGUAAGGAAUACGGUCCUGCUGAUGGUAAUGGGAGUGGUAAUGGCGGAGGACGUAGAGAGAAGGGUCGGCCGGAUCGAGAGUGUGUGGUCAUGUGAGCGUUUUCUAUGUGGCAUGGCUAAGGGUGUCUGCCUACGGUUAUGAUACUGUACAUGA